This is a messenger RNA of Conger conger (European conger), 4218 nucleotides long. RefSeq names its product transducin-like enhancer protein 1. Gene Ontology annotation, cellular component: transcription regulator complex; nucleus. Bases 1370 to 3661 code for a protein of 763 amino acids. Gene Ontology annotation, molecular function: protein binding; transcription corepressor activity. The record is from RefSeq and is a predicted model, not a curated record. Gene Ontology annotation, biological process: negative regulation of canonical Wnt signaling pathway; regulation of DNA-templated transcription. Lineage: Eukaryota; Metazoa; Chordata; Actinopteri; Anguilliformes; Congridae. The transcript has 21 exons.
CAGAGAAUUACAUAUGCAAAUGACAGGGGGAAACAGCCCAAUCCGCGCAAAUGAGACGUGCAGGAUAAAUACAGAACGAUAGAGAACAUAAUAGCUUUCCCAAGGACAACUUUUCAUUAACACUCAUUUAACAGACAUAAAAUUCGUGCCAUCUUGAAUAAUAAAGUGCAAUUUAACAUAGGGAUUAAACGUUUUUUCGAAUACAUUCUUGGUGGAAAUAACCUAUAUUUUUAACAUCACUUUAAGGAUUUUUUAAAUCGUGACGGUAGAAAGAGCUUCGAUGAGGAUCUUCGUUUGGACAGGAGCGACAGAUUGGCGUUUGUCUCUUUAAGGACCACACCGUCAACCACGUUACUUUGAUUGACAGCUGAGGAUUGUCACUCUCCCACAGACCGACCUUCUCCUUCUCCAUUCCAAUCUCAGCACUGGCGCGGCUGCCAUUGGCUGGCGUCCGCGUAGCUCAGUAUGAUCGACAAGAAUGAACUCUCAGGGAUGAACCCUAUUGGUGAGUUUUACUUGGAACGUCUUGUACCCACGUGGGUACAGAGCUUCUAUUGGCCGAAUUCAGUUUUCUGGGGUGGUCCCAGGUCCGGUUAGCGCUGGGAGUGUGAAACCGCGUGUGAAAGUACCCAGUGUGUAGGAGUAGGACAGGGGGUUGCAUUGUAAUUGCUAUUAUAGAGAUUAUUAUUAUCAAUACUCCUGGUUUUUUUGUUACAGAACCUUUUCUAAACCAAGUACCUUCUCGGACCGCUAUUAUCGUUUACUUCUUGUGUUACUGAGCGUUAUUAAUGCUGAAAAACAACUUCGAUCCAAUCGUUAAUUGGCGACACUUUUGUCACGAUGAACUUUGGAGGAUUUUCUCUUGUAGCUAGAUUUCCCUUUUUGACGUUGCGGUCGGGCUUUUGGUGAAAAUCUUUUUGCUUCGCGUUUUUCUUUCCUUUCGAUUCAUUUGGAUAUCAUCCCGUGGAGACUGCAUCAUUACGCUCGAAGGAGUAAAGAUAUUUCUGCGCGGGGCGGGGACUUUUUUCUUCACCUGUUUUUUCCUGAUGGUUCUUGUUGUGAUUUUAUACGAUUGAUUUUCUGUUCCUCUGUUGGAGUACCUUAAGAGAUCAAGGAACAGUCUCACACCCGAACUCAAGUUAGUUGAUUUAAGAGCCGCUGUGGCUGGAGCGGUUGUUUUGCUCUGUGGAGUUGACACCGACUGGGACGGGGGUCGAGCAUUGGUGUUAUUGUAGGGCCCCGUUUUCUUCGGGGACGAUCCAGGAUGACUUUAUCAUAAUUCACAAUUUCUCGGGAGAGCUUUUUUUCAGAAACUUUAAAUAUAAACACGGAGACCAGUCGAUACUCGACCGAAGCGAGAAAGCGAGCCAUGUUUCCUCAAAGCAGACACCCGACUCCGCACCAGGGUCCCGGACAGGCAUUUAAAUUCACAAUUCCCGAGUCCUUGGAUCGGAUAAAAGAAGAAUUUCAGUUUCUACAGGCCCAGUAUCACAGUCUGAAGCUGGAGUGUGAGAAGCUGGCGGGGGAGAAGACUGAGAUGCAGCGCCACUAUGUGAUGUAUUAUGAAAUGUCCUAUGGGCUCAACAUCGAGAUGCACAAACAGACGGAGAUCGCUAAGCGGCUGAACACCAUCUGCGCGCAGGUCAUCCCUUUCCUGUCACAGGAACACCAGCAGCAGGUGGCCCAGGCCGUGGAGAGAGCCAAACAGGUGACCAUGGCUGAGCUCAAUGCUAUCAUCGGGGUACGUGGACUUCCUGGUCUACCUCCUACACAGCAGCACCUGUCCCAUGGCCACGCCCCCCCCGUCCCCCUGACCCCCCACCCCGCGGGGUUGCCGCCCCCCGGCCUGCCUCACUUGGGGGGCAGUGCCAGCCUAUUGGCUCUCUCCAGCGCCCUGGGCGGGCCCCCGCACCUGUCUAUGAAAGAAGACAAGAAGAGUGCCCACGAGUCCGACCACCACAGAGAGCGAGAGCCCAGCACGAGUAACUCCCUGCUGAUCCCAGAGAGCUUGCGCAACUCAGACAAGCGCCGGAAUGGGCCGGAAUUCUCCAGCGACACCAAGAAAAGGAAAGUGGAGGACAAGGACUCCAGCCACUAUGACAGCGAUGGAGAGAAAAGUGAUGACAACCUUGUUGUGGAUGUUUCCAAUGAGGACCCGGCGUCUCCCCGUGCCACGCCCAUCCCCUCCCCCAGGGAGAACGGUCUGGAUAAGACACGCCUCCUGAAGAAGGACGCCUCCUGUAGCCCCGCCUCCACUGCCUCCUCUGCGAGCUCCUCCUCCCUCAAGUCCAAAGAGCUGAGCCUGCAGCAUGAGAAGUCCAGCACUCCCACCCCACGUGGAGACGCUACCCCCGGCCCCAGUGCCACGCCCGGCCUGCGCCCCAGCCUCACUAAACCUCCCUCCAUGGAGCUGCCACACCCACCCACAGCAGGCUUGCGGACCCCUCUGGCAGUACCCGGUCCGUACCCCGGUCCAUUUGGCAUGGUGCCCCACGCGGGUAUGAACGGGGACCUGACCAGCCCAGGAGCCGCCUACGCCAGCCUCCACAACAUCUCCCCUCAGAUGAGCGCUGCUGUAGCCGCCUACGGCCGCUCGCCCAUGGUGGGCUUUGAUCCACACCCCCACAUGCGUGUACCUGGAAUGCCUCCUAACCUGCCCGGGAUCCCAGGGGGGAAGCCGGCGUACUCCUUCCACGUGAGCGCAGACGGGCAGAUGCAGCCGGUGCCCUUCCCUCCGGACGCUCUGAUUGGCCCGGGGAUCCCGCGCCACGCCCGGCAGAUCAACACGCUGAGCCACGGGGAGGUGGUGUGCGCCGUCACCAUCAGCAACCCCACCCGCCACGUCUACACCGGGGGCAAGGGCUGCGUCAAAGUGUGGGACAUCAGUCACCCUGGCAACAAGAGCCCCGUGUCCCAGCUCGACUGCCUGAACAGGGAUAACUACAUCCGCUCCUGCAAGCUCCUCCCGGACGGCUGCACUCUAAUCGUGGGGGGGGAGGCCAGCACGCUGUCCAUCUGGGACCUGGCCGCCCCCACCCCCCGGAUCAAGGCGGAGCUCACCUCCUCCGCCCCCGCCUGCUACGCCCUCGCCAUCAGCCCCGACUCCAAGGUCUGCUUCUCCUGCUGCAGCGACGGCAACAUCGCCGUGUGGGACCUGCACAACCAGACGCUGGUCAGGCAGUUCCAGGGUCACACGGAUGGGGCCAGCUGUAUUGAUAUUUCUAAUGACGGCACUAAGCUGUGGACGGGAGGUCUGGACAACACUGUGAGGUCCUGGGACCUGCGAGAGGGUCGGCAGCUCCAACAGCAUGACUUCACCUCUCAGAUCUUCUCCCUGGGGUACUGUCCCACUGGAGAGUGGCUUGCUGUGGGAAUGGAGAGCAGCAACGUGGAGGUUCUGCACGUCACCAAACCCGACAAGUACCAGCUACACCUGCACGAGAGCUGCGUUCUCUCCCUACAGUUUGCCUACUGUGGUAAAUGGUUUGUGAGCACUGGGAAGGACAACCUACUGAAUGCCUGGAGAACACCUUAUGGAGCCAGUAUAUUCCAGUCGAAGGAGUCUUCCUCGGUCCUGAGCUGUGACAUCUCCGUGGAUGACAAAUACAUCGUCACCGGCUCCGGGGACAAGAAGGCCACCGUGUACGAAGUUAUCUACUGAAUACCAAAGUCUUUUCUUUUAUCAAAUCUAUUUUUUUACUCACAUAAACUGAACUGAAUUCGAGAACCUCCCAGAACUACAAAUCCCACCUGUCAGCUGGGGGCGACUGACCCAUCAGAUCGGACCCAGGUGGCCUGGGGGGCGGAGCCUCUGCAGGGGGAGGUCAGCUGACGGGUAGCUGCACAGGUGGUUGAAUAUUGGGAGGAGUGUGAAGCGAAGUGGAUUUCACGCUUUUAUUUACCGGACGAAGAAUGUGUGGCGUCUCAGUGACCUCAGCCCUUCCUGCUGUCACAUUCCGCAACCCUUGACCCCUGAACUCUGACCUCUAGUGAUGUCCUAUCCACUUCUCUUUGAUUAUGCCACCUUGAUAUCUUUUUUUUGUGAUGGUCAAGCUAAUGUAUAAAUUGUAUAUAUUUGGUUAUUACAGUAAAUUCUUUAGUAACAGCAAUGUUUGGUAUGUCUUUUUAAAAAUAACAUAGCAAGGAUAACACUUGGUCUAAAUACUGUCUAAUAUAAUAUGAUGGAUUCGUCUACACAAUAAAUGUUUUUUCUAACAA